Portunus trituberculatus (swimming crab) is the source of this 2849-nucleotide messenger RNA. RefSeq names its product elongator complex protein 2-like (gene Elp2). The record is from RefSeq and is a predicted model, not a curated record. The transcript has 14 exons. Gene Ontology annotation, biological process: tRNA wobble uridine modification. The coding region runs from base 371 to 2575 and encodes 734 amino acids. Gene Ontology annotation, cellular component: elongator holoenzyme complex. Lineage: Eukaryota; Metazoa; Arthropoda; Malacostraca; Decapoda; Portunidae. Gene Ontology annotation, molecular function: protein binding.
GGCUAGUUUUGUCAAUCGCCGUGGUGUGAGCGGCGGCAGCGGCCUGAACGCACGCCACAUGUAAACAAAACAGUGACAAAACACGCGGUGCCACGGUGGUGAGUGUCCAUCACCAGGGACUCAUGGAUGGCAGUAGGUACACAGACAGUAGCAAGAACCCAACAAGAAAACUCACUGAAUGUAAACAUCACUCCACCAUCGCACACCAGUACUAGACUACUAGUAGUGCAGAUAUAGAAGGUUCCCAUAACUUCUACUCAAACAUACCUCUUACCUAAGCCAGAACAACUCACCAUCGAACUAUUAACGUAUGGGACGCUAGAGGUUGACACCAUAGCAGGACGGCCCCCGCAAACCUGCAAUAAGGAUAAUGACAAGCACUAUAGAAGAUAAACAAGAUCCAUUGAUGAUGGGUGAUGAAAAUUCAGGCAGUCCCAUGAAGCUGCACACUGAGUAUCUGUCUUCAGGUGUGAAUCAGAUCAGUAUGGGCAUUGACUGGAACACUGAUGGUAUAGUGUGCUAUGCAGCAAGCACUGGUGUGCUGCUCUAUGACCCACAGGUCCAUGCCGUGACUGGGGCCAGCAUCAAGCAUCACACAAAGAGGGUGACUUGUGUGCGUUGGGUCCAUCCGACUCCAACAGGAAGCUGCAUGGUAGUGUCUGGUGGUGGUGAUGGCAAGGCUGUGCUGUGGACUAUAUCACAAAAAAGGACAGAGGGCCUUCAUGUGCUCAAUCCACUCAGUGUUUUAGAUCAUGGAGAUUCAGUGAAUCUGGUUGAUGCCACAGUGGUGAAGGUUAAAGAAAAGGAGAUGAUUCUUGUUGUAACAGCCUCAACAGACUUAAUCAGCACAUGGCUUGUUUGUCCUGAAUCUGAAACACAUGAACAUUUACAUUCAUCUGCUCCUCCUGGAAAUGUAUUCCCAUUGAGCCUUCGAUUAUUUGAAGUUUCUGGGGCAAAAUUUCCAGUCAUUGUGUGUGGUGGACAUGACAGUAGAAUUCAUAUUCUGGCAGCAAGGGAACUUGGAGUGUACUACUCAGUAUGUAGGUUAUCUGGUCAUGAAGACUGGGUAACCUCAUUGGCAGUCAUGAAGGAAGAUGAUGGAGGGCUCCUGUUGGCCAGUGGCUCCAAAGAUGCAACAGUACGAUUGUGGAAAUUGUUUAAACUACAAAACAUAAAUGAACCACAAGAGGAACAAAAUGCUUCAAGCGUAGAGUUGAAACUGAAGAGUAUAACAUUUGAAAUACCAUCUUUGUGUGAAGAUAUUUCAUUGUGUGCCUUGCUUGAUACUGUCUUGUCUGGACAUGAGGGUCUUGUGUCUGAGGUGUGUUGGGCCAGCCCAUCAUUCCAGGGUGAUAAACUGCAAGCAACAUACAGACUUUUGACCUGCUCCAAGAUGCAAGACCGCUCUAUUAUUAUCUGGGAGCCCAAUGAAGACACAACAUCCAGCAUGUGGCUGGAGGUGGCUCGUCUUGGGGAGGUUGGAGGCAACAUGGAGGGUUACUACAGUUGUCAAUUCAGUCCUGAUGGAUCACAAGUGUUGGGCUGCAGCUACCAGGGAGCCCUUCAUCUAUGGGAGCUACAAGAUGGUGCAUGGGAGCCUUGUGUGGUGGCUGGUGGACACUUCAAUCAAGUGGCAGACAUAGCUUGGGAUUUAAGCAGCAGAUAUCUGUUAUCAGUCAGCAAAGACCAAACUACCCGUCUCCAUGCUGGUUGGAAAGCCAAUAAUGAGUAUCUGCAAGAUGUGCACCAAGUACAGAAUGAGGGGAAAGAUGAUGUGCAGGCAUAUUUCAAACCACUUUCUCUCUCAGCCCCACCAACAGAGGACCAGCUCAUGCAGAACACCCUUUGGCCUGAGAUUUCCAAAUUGUAUGGUCAUGGGAAUGACAUCUUCACUGUUGCUUCUUCAUCUGAUGGCUCAAUCCUUGCUUCAGCGUGCCGGGCAGCCAACAACAUAGAUGCUGCCAUUAUUCUUUGGAAUACAACAAGUUGGAGUAAAAUGGAUACUCUAGCAAAGCACCGCCUAACUGUUACUCAGCUGGCCUUCUCUCCAGAUGAUCAGUACCUCUUGUCAGUCUCCAGAGAUCGAACUUGGACUGUCUUCAUGAGAGCUGAAAAUAAUAAAGGUGUAACAUACAAAUUACAACAAUCUUCAACCAAGAAAGAAGACACACAUUCUCGUGUAAUUUGGUCAUGUGCAUGGCUGCCCGACUCCAUUCAUUUUGUCACUGCCUCCCGAGACAAGACUGUGGUUGUGUGGGGACUAGUUGAUUCAGUCUGGUGCAAGAAGGCUGUCCUUAAUGAAAAUGAUGAAGUUACAGCAGUAGCAGCCACCAAUGUGCAGACCAGUCACUGUGUUCUCAUUGCUAUAGGUUUGUUAAGUGGAGAUAUUCAUCUAAGAAGAUACUACCCGAAAAAAUCAGCCUUUUCCUUGGAAGUCACGAAAGUGUUUCACAAGCACCAUGAUGUUGUUAGGCGUUUGAAGUUUAGACCUACACUGGAAAGCACUACCAAUGUUGUGUAUCUUGCCUCUUGUUCCAGUGACAGUAGAGUGAAUAUAUAUAAAAUAAACUUGUAACAUGUUGAUAUAAAAUGUUCUUAACUACCUUUUUUGGUACUAGGAAUAUCUGUUUUGUAACACAUUCAUAUUGGAAGUGGGAUAUUGCUUGUGAUUGUGAAAUUUAAAUGUUGCAUUGUCUGUAUGUUUGACUGUGAAGCUUUACAAUUAUAACUUCAUAUAUAUUUUUAUGACAUGACCUUAAAUUUUAUCCUCUAGCUAAAGAGCUUUUAAAUUGAUGUAAUAAUGACUGUCCUUGAGCCUGGUAUGUUUUGUAUAAAGUAAGCCACACCUA